Penicillium cataractarum is the source of this 3927-nucleotide messenger RNA. RefSeq names its product putative AT DNA binding protein. Bases 1 to 3927 code for a protein of 1308 amino acids. The transcript has a single exon. The record is from RefSeq and is a predicted model, not a curated record. NCBI's taxonomy places the organism in Eukaryota, Fungi, Ascomycota, Eurotiomycetes, Eurotiales, Aspergillaceae.
AUGUCAAUCACGUCGCGCAGCCAAAGCUCCUCCCCCGACAUCUUGGGCCCUCCAGGCGAUGCCGACUACCUUAUUUCGUCCCCUAUAAAACCCUUCACGGGUCGCCAGAGCUGGCUGUCACCUGCGACCGUGAAACGCCAAAGGACCCCCGCGAAACGGCGGCGCGUGACGCUCAGCCCGACGAGAAGCGCGCACUCGAUUCGCUUUGACGAUGUCCUCCUCCCUGGGUCGCCUACAAUGAAACUUGAUAGUCGGCAAAGGUCGCUUUCGCCGGAGAAGUUUGGACAAGAUGGAAACGUGAGCCCAUGGCGGAUUCGGGUCACGCUCGAGGCGACGCAGGACGAGGACAACCAGGGUAACUCGAGCCCGUCGCGGAAACGGUUAAGGCCCUCGACGGUGACAACAAAGGUUCCCUUGAAGGACGACGGGAGUCCUCUGAAACAGAAAACACCUGCGAAGCGACGCGGCCGUCCACGGAAGUCAGAUAUUCAGAAUGGCUCGCCAUGGCCUGGAAGUCCAGGGAAUACGCCAGGGCCGGCGGGAACUACGCCUAACAGGAGAGUGGGACAGCUGCGCAAGAAUACGCCAAAGCCUCAGCCGCAAGUAAUCUCGAUGCUAGCAGACGACCCAGAAGAUGAGCCUGAAGACGAGCUACAAGACGAGCCUACUCCAACAGUUGAGCCGACGCAACAACAUUUUAGUCCGAUGGAUAUAACAGCUGAUGGCAGCGCGAACCCCAACCGGCAAUGGAGCCCGAUGAACCUUGCUACGGAUGGAGCAUACGAUAGCGAUUCCCUCGGCGCGGAUGAUUUACCUGUCGCAGACCUUCGUGCUCCAACGCCAGCGCAUAGGCAGACCCAAGAAAACAAUCCAGGUCAUGAAUACGGCAGAGCUACCUACGAUACCCCAAUCAUCGGUGCUACCGAACACCAUUUCCUCGAUAAUGAUGAGAACAUACAUUCCACUCCUUCCAAGAUGCCAUCGCCUACACGAGAAAGACUGGAAUCAUCCGCAAGAUCUUCCCGCCUUGCCGGAAGCACCGUGUCUCCACGUACCUACCCGACUCCAACCCCGACUUCCUCGCUGGCCGAUGAAGAUAAUCAACCCGGGGAGCAGACCCUGGAGGUUCGAGAAGAAACGCGACGGACAAGCACCGAUCAGGAGCCCCAGACCGAUCCCUUGGCGGAUCCUACGGACGAGCAUGUUGAAUUCGACUCUAUCAUGGAGAGCGAAGGAUUUACUAUGGUCUCUCUUGACACAUUGCCAUCGGCGAAGCAAUAUGGUCUCGGAUCCAGCGCUAAACUCAAUUCAGAUGGCUCCGGAAAAGAGCGAGAAGCCGGACGCAUUGGCGACCGGCUGAAGCGUAAAUUGUCAGGAACAAUUGACAGCUUCCGAAGUGAUGCGCAAAGCUCGACAAGGCCUAGCCAAGUGAUUCAAACCCACUCUCCUAAACCACAUACCCUAGCACGCAGCAAUCCCAAGCCACAUACUGUGAACACGCGAGCUCCAGUUCAGGUUUCCUACCCCGAGCUUCCUGUAACGCGUUUGGCGGAGAAGCCGCUAGACGACACACCGAGACGGACUCCCAUCAGCUUGGCCAGGGUAGUCCGCGUCGGUAUGGCACUCCAAGGCACCUUCAAGCCCGGUGAAAAUGAAGUCCCGGGAAGCGGCAAUGCGAGUCGAAAGAAGCGACUCGAGGGCGUCUUUAGCAGCUUUAGCCCUGCUACGCAGCGAGAAUUGCGGGCUGCUCUUGGAAUCGGCCAAGAGCUCGCAAUGCGCCAAGCACUAGCAGCGGAGGAGCGAGCUAGAGAAGCCGAGGAACUGGAGGACGAAAAUGUCCCUGUGAAUGAUUAUGACUAUCCGAUGGAAGAGCCGCAAGGAGGCGACUUGAGCGAGGGUGAUGAGGAGGUAGAGGAAGAGGAUGAUGAGCCUAUGGUGGUAUCAGUCCAGCCUCGGCAGAAAAAUUCCCCGCCAGUCCACAGCUACGACAUUGCAAGGACAGAGCGAGAGCAAGAGUGGCAGCGGGAGCGCGAAAUUGUCAGUCGCCAUGCUAGGGACCCGAAAAACUCAGAAAGGCUCAUUUACAUUGAGAGUGAUGAGGACAUCCCACAAGAGGAACCCAAGUAUGCCUCUGGUGGUCAUCUGGAAGCUGACGUUGAGUCUGUUGUCGAUGAACCCCCGCUCGACGAGGAGCCAUUUGAAGAGGAGCCACUUGACGAUGAAGUCCCUGAUGACGCAUCUUUCGAUGAACAGCCUGAGCACCUCUCGCCGGAUGUUGUACCCCUUUCCCAGCCUGUCGCAACCCAAGCGUUACACAUGGAUGAGGAACCUAUCUACGAGGAUGAUGACGACGGCUCUGAAGACAUAUGGCGACAAGAUACUUUCCAUUCUGAGCCCGAGCAUGCACCUGAACCGUUUCAACCACAUGAUCAAAAUAUGGAGUUGGAGCAAGAGGCCUUGAAUGAUGACGAUGGUGAUGAUGACAUAUGGCAACUGGAGGCUAGGGAUCAAAGCAACCUCUCGCAACAUUCCCAGAGUCGGGCCGAGAAGGACGUUGUUCAAGUCCCUUCUAGCCCCUGGAGAAAGGUUGCGAGCUUUUCUGCAGAUCACGAUCAUUUGAGCUCUUCUCCAGCUUACGUGACCGUGGAACACAACGAUGGGCUACACCAGGUGCCGACACAUAUUCGAAAGCUACGCGAUCAGGAUGUCGAUCUGUCUGCAAUUCUUGCAGAAGAAGAGACACCCAACCGUGCUCGCUACUAUAACGGCACAAGCACGCCUCGAGAGCUGCCUAACCGCCGACCUGGAGCUCCACUUUCCUCCGCCAUGAAAUCUGCAAACUCCACGCGGAAGACGGGCCAACGGGUGCGCCUGCAGCCUAUCCCCCAGUCUAGCCCGGAAAUAGGCUCGGAGGCAGAGUUCAGCUACUCUCCUGCCUUCAAACCCAAUAUCUCUCACCACGAUCCGAUCGAGGUUGAGGCCGACGAACCAGGGAAUUUCUCUGAUCGUGCUCACGAGAUCGAACCCGGUUAUACGGAUGCAGAAACCGCCACUCCGAAGCCUCCACGCCAAUCAGACCAGGAUGCCCCGGCAUCAACUUGGUUCCAGCGAAUUACCAGUCUCACCCCCAGGUGGCUGAAAGCGCCCAACAGAGAUGAUGAUGACAGUUCCAGUUCGGCGGCAGCUUCUGAGGACGAAUAUGAAGACGAUGACAAGGAGAAUCAGGUGGAAAUUGCCAACAUCGAGUUAGCCAACCAUAUUCACGAAAACUAUGAGCAAGCACCUCGUUCAGACCGUUCAAGCAUGUCACCUUCAAGAUACUUGGAAGAAUCGGCCAGUCCACCGCAGUUAAAUGGCCAUGGUUAUGUGCCUUCCAUUGAACAAGGCGAUGAACAUUCUUCCGAGCAAGGUGACUUUGAUCAUGUGCAAGACGAUGUUCCAAAGGACCAUGCAGAAGGCAGCACUGCCCAAGAUGAUGCUGUGGAAGACGAUGUUGUCGAGGCCGACCCUAUCGAGAUGAUCAACGGCGACCAUGCCGAAUCAGUAUGGGCCAGACCUCUACCAACAUUCGGCUACUUUUCCGACGACCACUACAAAGCCCUUCGGCGCAUCUACCGAAUGACAAAGCGCUACCCAGAGCGCUUCCCCUACUACGACUCGCCAGGGCGUGCUGAGAUCAUCGGUGAUUGGAUCUGGACUUCGGACGGCCAUCAUGGGGUCCCCAUCACCGAAGUACAAUUUGCCAUCAUCGACCGCUUUGUGCAUGACCUCUCACGCGCCGACGUUGCGUAUGGUGGAAGUGGGCAGGUCGAUUGGACCGAAGCUGACCUACAUCGGAGAUUGAUAAGCAUCAUUAUUGGCGAGCAGAUCCGAGAGAAUCAAAAGGCCAAGUCGGCCCGGGGAGUGUCUGUUGAUACAUGGCGUUGA